Molecule: messenger RNA, 1004 nt
Organism: Saccostrea cuccullata (small rock oyster)
Lineage: Eukaryota; Metazoa; Mollusca; Bivalvia; Ostreida; Ostreidae
Product: interferon-induced protein 44-like
Exons: 5
Coding region: 1-966 (321 amino acids)
Biological process (GO): immune response
Molecular function (GO): GTP binding
Source: RefSeq, a predicted model, not a curated record
AUGUCAACGGUUUCUACAGAUCUACGGGUCUACAGGUCUAUGGGUCUACAAGUCGACAGGUCCACAGGUCUACAGAUCGACAGGUCAACAGGUCUACGGGUCUACAAGUCUACAGGUCGACAGGUCUACGGGUCAACAGGUCGUCAGGGUAUCAAGAUUAAAGAAAAUUUUCUAAGAAGAAUAUUGGAGAUUAAGCCUAGAAACGACACAACCUUAAAUAUUUUACUUCUCGGACAAACUGGAUGUGGAAAAUCAUCCUUUGUUAAUGCGUGUUUGACAGCAUUACUACAAGAAGGAAGAGUUAUUAAACAAGCUCCAGUUGGACCAAUGACUGCAGAAAGUUUAACAAGAAGGUUUAUUUCAUAUAAGCUGAAAAUCAAAACGAAUGGUCAAGAUGCAGAAUUACCUAUUCAAUUGUUUGACUCGCCGGGACUACAAAGUGAAGAAAACAAGGGAGUACAUACUGAUGAUAUCAAGAUGAUGUGCAGAGGUUUUAUCAAAUCUAAUUAUUUGAUAAACUCCACGAACCCAAUUCAAUCGAAUAAUGAGAUGUAUCGUAAAGACCCCGAAGAGAAAGACAAGGCACACUGUAUUGUGUACGUUUUUGCAGCAGACGUAAAAGAAUUCGUACACAAGAAGGUUGAAGGACAAUUAAAGAAAAUCAAAAAUGAGUUUAGAGAAGAUAUUCCUCAGGUUAUACUGUUGACAAAAGUCGAUCGCUUAGGAAUUGCGGAUAUUACUCAGAUGUUCAGACACAAGAUGGUAAAAGAGUACUGCAUGAAGGCGGCAGCCAUCCUGGAUCUAUGUGAGAACGAUGUUCUCCCCCAGGUUAGCUACAGCGAUGAAAUGGUCCCAUCUGUUUACAAGGAUUUGGUUACUCUGUUUAACAUCAAAACAAUAAUAGAGAGAGCAAACGAUCGCGUAAAUGGACAAAUUAUCCCCAAUGACAAUUCAGCAAAUGAUUAGCCUUUUGCUAACAACUUCGACAAUAACGAUUUAAAGUA